Molecule: messenger RNA, 3579 nt
Organism: Daldinia vernicosa
Lineage: Eukaryota; Fungi; Ascomycota; Sordariomycetes; Xylariales; Hypoxylaceae
Product: kinesin-domain-containing protein
Exons: 3
Coding region: 470-3313 (947 amino acids)
Biological process (GO): microtubule-based movement
Molecular function (GO): microtubule motor activity; microtubule binding; ATP binding
Source: RefSeq, a predicted model, not a curated record
AUCUACUUAGCUUAUGGAUAGAAAUAGCUUAGCACCUUCAAAGAAGCUGGCUUAGAUUCUUGCUCAUUUACAUGGGGAUUUGUCGGUGACUUAUCCUACUGGUCAUACAUAUCGAGGCCUCUCCUAAAUUUGUGAGGGCGCAUUGUUUGCUUGGUCGCCGCAGUAUAACCAGCUCGACCUCCUGUUAGAUCGAUUGUCGCCCGCACCCGAUUGCUCUUCGACGACCGAAUUGGUGGACGAGACGUUGAUUCUGAGAGUUGUCAGCGAAGACUUUAGCUAUGGGACGCAAAGGAUGCUUCUAAUCUUGUAAUCUUCUAUUCGACAAUUCGAAUCUCCGACCCGAUUCGCUAGCGAUAGUCGGUGAGCACCCCGAAGUUUAUAGGGCUGCAUUUGAUACGAAAGUAACGCCGUCGAACGAAUCUCCCGCUCGUCUUGUGUCAGGCCAUAGACAUUUUAUACUAUUAGCAUCAUGGCGACCACCUUACCUAGACCACGUGCUUCGAAUAGCACUUCAUCAAGCACUCUUCCAGUUCUACCCGUCGCAAAGACGCGAAAGAGUACCGGCGGCUUAGCAACUCCAGCUUCACCCAGGAGUGGUCUUCGAGCACCCUCAGCAAACGCAUAUUCUGGACCUCCUCCGUCCCCUGCGCCUACCACAGCACUACCGGUUCCAAGGAGUUCUCACGGGGUCAAUAGUGCUGGGAAGACUAUUAGGAAAACCGUCAGUAUAAACUCAUUUCCUCAACCGCCGAGCCGUACUGCAACCUACCCCUCGAGUCCCUUGUCUGGAUCGAUCACACCCGCGAGAAAGGCGCGCACUCCGCAGCCAACGUCUAAAUUAGCGAGCGCACCGAGUUUAUUAAAUGGUGGCUCAGAUGGAAAAUCGCUUCUAGGCGGUGCUAGUGCGAGGCACUCGGAUGGAUUCAUCAGUGUUUCGUCUCCGCCGCAAAGCCGAAGCUCUUCUGCCCAGGAUUCGUACUCGACAUCAGCCACUACAUACGAUGAUCCAGCCGAUGGAGCGGGCACUUCGGUCGGUGAUAAGCAUACUUCUAAAGGAAUGGAGGGUAAGGGGAACGUCCUUGUUAGCGUUAGAGUUAGACCGGACGCUGGAGGCAACGGGAAUAAUAAACCAGAAGGCGAAUGGAUGGUAGAUGGCCGCCGGUCUCUAAUAGCUUAUCGCGGCCGCGAAGGAGGCGAUUAUUUUUACGAUAAUGUCUUCACGACACAUGAUGAUAAUAGCAGAGUCUAUGAUCACCUUGCUAAACGCUUAGUUCGUCGGGUUAUGGAAGGAUACCACGGUACCGUAUUCGCGUAUGGUAUGACGGGUACUGGAAAGACUUUUUCCAUGCAGGGAACUGCGUCGUCACCUGGCGUGAUCCCGCUGGCUAUAACGGACAUUUUCUCGUAUAUCCGCGAAACUCCAUCAAGAGAGUUCCUAUUACGUGUCAGCUAUCUGGAAAUCUACAACGAAAGGAUCCAUGAUCUCUUAAGUAUGGCUUCCGGGGCAGCCGCGCAAGAGGAGAUCAAGCUACGGGAAGAUAGUAAACGGGGCGUUUAUGCCACGCCCUUGAAAGAAGAAAUCGUCCAGAGCCCGACUCAACUCUUACGAGUGAUUGCCCGUGGUGAUCAAGCUCGAAGAACUGCAAGCACACAGUUCAAUGCCAGGAGUUCGCGCAGUCAUGCCGUUGUCCAGAUCGUUGUUGAGAGUAGAGAGCGCAUUCCCGGUGGUGGAGAUAACAAGCGUUCGGGCAUACUUCCAGGUGGUGUUCGUGUUUCCACACUGAGCUUAAUCGAUCUAGCUGGUUCAGAAAAAGCUGCCGAAACGAAGGAACGCCGGGCGGAAGGUUCUCAUAUCAACAAAAGUUUGCUAACACUAGGCACGGUCAUAUCGAAGCUUUCGGAAAACAAAGAGGCCAAAGGAGGUGAUAAGGAUGCGAAGCAUCUACCGUACCGAGAUAGCAAGUUAACCAGACUUCUCCAAGGAGCACUCUCUGGGAACUCGUUGGUCAGUAUUUUAUGUACAAUCCAGACAGGCGCAGCCAAUAGUGCAGCUUCCGCAAACAGCCACGCGACCGAAACAUUGAACACGCUCAAGUUCGCUUCAAGAGCGAAAAACAGUAUUGUCAGCCAUGCUAAACGAGCCGAAGAAGCCCUCGGCGCUGGUGGAGAGGGGGGAGCAAGAGUUCUCCUGGAGCGUUACCGAAUGGAGAUACAAGAGUUAAGAAGUCAGCUCGAAACCCAGGCAAAGUCAGGUAAUAGCAAAAUCGAGGAUAAUGAAGACAAGGUCAAGGAUGAGGAAGAGGAGCGCGUUCGAGAAAAAGAAGCAGAAGCAAGACACGAGGAGCAGAUGUUAGAAAUGCAACUCGCACGCACGGCGUUGAAAGAGCGUAUCGACCAUUUGAACCGAUUGAUCCUCAGCUCGAAGUCUACGGGAGUUAAUGCCGGCGGGACGUAUAGUUCGCUUGGAAUGCAUUCCAGGUUUUCUCAGGCGUCUCUGCGGACAUCAAUUGCCACAUCUAACGGUAGCCAUUCGUUGUUGGAGAGACCCGGUUCCAUGGGCUCUUCGGCGUCUACUAUUGGUCAGAGAUCGAUCAGAAAGCGACGCUCUAGCAUCGGUGAACAGGCAUCAAAUGACGACGAGGAUAGUUUGGGCGAAUAUGGUGACGGCACGGCGUCCUUGCAGGCCCAGAAUCAGGCGUUACGGGCAGAUCUCGCCGAUAAGAACCGAUAUAUCGCUACUCUCGAGAAGCGUCUUUUACAAGCACGGCGUGCUAGCUCGUCACGGACUUCGAGUGGAUUCUCAGCGCCGCACAAGGGCAUUAUGGUUGGAGAAGACCAUAGUGUUUCCACCUUAAUGAAAGAGAAAGACGCUGAGAUCGCAGAGUUGAGGGCGAGGCUUGAAGACAAAGACCGGAUGUUGUCAGCUCUGCGCAGUGCAGCUCGCUCGAGGGACGUUGCUGAAGCAAUCGAUACUUCGAGGAGCGAGACUAGAUCAUCUCUACUAUACGAACAAGCGGCAAGCCCACCGCCCCAAGGAGCUCUUCCCGAUCCACCGGUCUCCGUAUCCAAAGGUCAAUCGCCGAUUCGAAAACGGACUAGGAGCGUUGACGAAAUGAGCAGAAUCCUAGAUGAGAUGAUUCAAGACCGAGUCGAGGCAGGCCACAUCGUCAGGGGCGUCCGUGGCAGCGUUCAGGUGGUUAACGAUGGGAAAGGCGGGACCGUAGCCGAGCCGGACAAUACAGAACUCGAGCCAUUACGACAAAGUUCAACAUCGAUAUUUAACGAGUCGAAGCAAGUCGUGCUGGAGGCAUAGAUAUCCCCAUGUGCGAUUCAGGAAGCAGUAUCCAUCAUAUUUGCGAAUUAACGUGGCGUUCCGGUUAGGCUCUGCUUCCGCCGUUUGUUUUAUACCCUAUCAAAUUCUUCUGUUUGCUACGCUUUGGAGCCUGUGGAACGUGAAUGUCCUGACGAAUGGAAGGAGGUUGACGGGUCAUUUUUAUCCGUUUCUAAGCCGUCGGACAAUGACUGUUAUUUCUAUCAUCGAUAUGUACCAAAAGGAGGGUGAUGGAAUUAUUUUUUAUU